Messenger RNA from Aspergillus oryzae RIB40, 444 nucleotides. RefSeq lists its product as uncharacterized. Gene Ontology annotation, molecular function: acyltransferase activity. The transcript has 2 exons. Bases 1 to 444 code for a protein of 147 amino acids. The record is from RefSeq and is a predicted model, not a curated record. Lineage: Eukaryota; Fungi; Ascomycota; Eurotiomycetes; Eurotiales; Aspergillaceae.
AUGGUGCGUCAGCUUAGGAGAGGGCAGGGUCGGAACGGCCUGAUCCUGGCAAAUGGGGGUAUUUUGACCUACCAACAUGCCAUAUGCCUUUCCUCUCGCCCACCAUCCAACGGUAUUAUGUAUCCUAAUGUCCAGAACGCGCAUCAAGUCGCCAUUGAGGUCCCCAUUCCACGCGUCACUCAUGUGGCGGAAGGAGAUGCUGUAAUUGAGACGUACACGGUUGAGUUUCACCGAAAUGGACACCCAGCGCGAGGAUACAUUAUUGGUCGACUGAAGACAGACGGUUCUCGAUUCGUCGCUAAUCAUGGAAAUGUGACAACGUUGAGGGAACUGGCGUCGCUCGCAGAGGAACAGAUCGGGAAGGAGGGCUAUGUUGUUCCUGAGUUGAUUAGCGGGGGUAGACGGAGGAACCUCUUCUAUUUUGCACCUAAACAGUCUAUCUAA